Molecule: messenger RNA, 3292 nt
Organism: Amphimedon queenslandica
Lineage: Eukaryota; Metazoa; Porifera; Demospongiae; Haplosclerida; Niphatidae
Exons: 20
Coding region: 21-3215 (1064 amino acids)
Molecular function (GO): ATP binding; ATP hydrolysis activity
Source: RefSeq, a predicted model, not a curated record
CGUGUCUUGUAGCUUGUGCAAUGGCCGGAGAAGAGCAAGACUUUCUUAGCCCUCAGGCCUUCUUGCUAGAAGUCGAGAAGAUACACCCUCAGAUCCUUUCAAUAUUGACUACCUUGCAACUGAAGGUUCUCUCCGAUGACCCUAACUCACCACUUGAAGGCAAAGAUUUAAAUGAAAAUUUCAUAGACCUUUGUGAUGCUUACCAUACCGCUAGGCUCUCUCGUCAGUCGGCAAGGUCGAACCUCAAGAGCAAAGUACUGCAGCCACACACUGAAGGAAAGCAGUUGGAUCACGAAAACUACAAAACCGUCCUGAAGGCGUGUGAUGCAGUAGUCGAGCGUUUUAAAAAGAUAAUAGACAAGAGAUUAGCAGCCACUGAGAAGACUAAUGGAGAGGUUGGGCUGCCUCGUGUCAUUCGACUAUCACGUCGUCUGAAACUAAAUGAGAAAGAAACUAGCAUCCUUACAUAUGUACUAGUUGCUCAAGCUAGUAAGGGAGAUCAUCAUGUAUUACGUGGACCAUUUGGUGCUAGCAUGGCACAUUUCAAUACAUCAGUACUUAAUCUCUGUCGUAACUGUGACAUGAUGCUAUCAGAGAUGCUUGCAUUCCUUGACUCAGAGAGACCUCACAUGCAGCAAGGUCUCUUCCCCGAUGUCCAGCAGUCCUACAUCCUUCAGUGCAAUCUCGGUCUUGAUGAGGUCUCGCUGAGGGCACUAAUAGGAGCUCCUCUCAAGUCCAGUGACAUGUUGAAACUGGAGCAGACCUGUUUGUCUGAGGUGAUUCUCGAAGAAGAGGGGAACGAGGGUCUCCGCAGUCAGUUUGAUACUCUUCAGUCUGUUGGUUUAGGACCAGGUGGCAGUGGCUUAGAAAAGGACCAAACAGAAGAUGAGGCAAUGGAAAAGGAAGAGAAAGAAGAGGAAGAAGAGGAAGAGCAAGUAAUGGAUUUGGAUGAACUGUUGAGGACUGAACGAAAACGUGAGAAGGAGGAACUUAAAGAUAUUCCCGAGCCACCAGAAGUGACUGAGCCAGAAACAGACUCUGACAAACUCUCUCCUUACAAGAAUGACUUGGAAUAUUUGGACGAUCAUUUUCAAUUGAUUUAUCAAAAGUUAAAAGUAAAUUCAAUGGAAAAAAGAAUGGAAAUGGAGGCACAACUAGAUGAUGAGCUCCGUGAUGCAAGAUCCAUGAGACAGAAAAGAGAGGCUGAGAGCAAAGCUAAAUUCCUUGAAAAGAAAUGUGAAAAACGUUUACAACUAACAAAGCAGUCAGGUGGUACAGUGCCACGUCUUGAGAGGAUGGCAACUCUGAGGGGGAUAGCUCCUUUUGAAAAGAAUGUACUACUGACUCUCAUUGGAUAUGUCAUACAACCUAAUAAGAUAAUGCCUUAUGAAGGAAUGUUUUCUGGUCAGAGUGUGUUUACUGUUGGUGAGCUCCUUCGUCUCUUCUGCCCCUCUCUUCAAGAACAAAUCAAGCACAGGGUCUACUUUUAUAAGAUGGCCACACUAGUGAGGGAGGGGAUGAUCAUAGUCCAUAACUCUGGGCUUAAUGGCGACCCAACAUCAGCCAAGGUUGAGAUUGAUCGCCGUAUGUUAGACUUUUGUGUUGGAUUAGACACUGAGUUCUCUGAGAUUGUUGAAGGAUCUCAUUUGUACUAUCCAAAGACACUUUUUGAUCAGGUUGUGCUAAGUAAAGAGCAGAAGUCAUUAAUUCUUAAUACUGUCAGUAAUUUUGAGGCAUACAAGAGGUGUCGGAAGAAGCUGGGUAUGGAUGACGCCAUUACUUAUGGAGCUGGCAUGGUAAUACUGUUUCAUGGAGCACCAGGUACUGGCAAGACAAUGAUGGCUAAUGCUCUCGCCAAUAAACUGGGAAAGAAGGUUUUACUGAUCAAUUUCCCUUCUCUUGGCAGUAUGGCUGCCGGAGAAAACUUCAAGUUUAUCUUCCGAGAGGCUAAGAUCAAUGAUGCCAUAUUAUUCUUUGAUGAGUGUGAAGCAAUAUUUGAGACAAGAGAGAAAGGCAGUCACGAUGUUAAUAUGCUCCUAACAGAAAUUGAGAGGCAUGACGGGCUAAUUAUAAUGGCCACUAAUCGUCCUUAUGAUCUUGAUGAGGCAAUGCACAGGCGCAUAAUGAUAGCAAUAGAGUUCAGACAACCCGACCAUCUACUGCGUAAAGCAAUUUGGGAGUCACACAUACCCAGUACAAUGAAGCUAGCCGAUGAUGUUGACCUUGGUGAGUUGUCCCUGCGGUUUGAGUUAACUGGUGGUUUCAUUAAGAAUGCUAUACUUUCUGCCCUCUCUAUUGCUGUAUCUCGUGAUGGGGAGUCUCCUGUUAUCAGUCAGAAGGAUCUGCUACAAGGAGCCAACUUGCAACUUAGAGGGAGACUCAGAAUGAAGGACUUUCAUCGUCGAGUGGUUCCUAAUAAAGGACUUGAUAAAGUUAUUGUAUCGGAGCAGCUUAUGAAGAACCUGAAAGAGAUCGUUCAGUUUGAAAAAGCAAGGUCAGUGCUGUUUGGUCAGUGGGGCUUUGGAAAGACAGAAGAGCAAGGUCUAACUGUCCUCUUCCAUGGAGCUCCUGGAACUGGUAAAUCACUUGCUGCUGAAGCCGUAGGCUAUGAAGUUGGGAAGCCUCUUAAAGUUGUUAAUUGCGGUGAGCUCCUCAGUAAAUGGGUGGGAGAGAGCACUAAGAAUAUUGAUGCAAUAUUUGAAGAAGCUCGCUCAACUGAUGCCAUACUUGUCUUUGAUGAGUGUGAAGGAUUGUUUGGACAGAGAACAGACAUGAGUACUUCAACUGAUCGUUAUGCUAAUGUUGAUGUUGGUGUUCUAUUGUACCACAUUGAGAGGUUUCCUGGUAUUAUUAUACUAACAACUAACCUCAUGGACAAUAUGGACAAGGCUUUCUUCAGGCGACUCAAAUUUGUGCUCCAUUUUGACUGUCCAUCGGUUAAGCUGAGGCUACAGCUAUGGAAAUUACUGAUUCCUGAGGAAACCCCAAUGGAAGAGGGGAUUGACUUUAAUAAGUUGGCUGGCUUUGAUAUGAGUGGAGGGCAAAUAAAGAGUGCUAUAUUCAGAGCAGCUGCACGUGCAGCACUGAGGAGCUCUAAAGAUCGUUUGCUAAGGAUGAGUGAUCUUGAGGAAUCUGCCGAGGAAGAAGUUGGUAAAACUUCAACUCGUACUAGUUUCAGGCGACAGGACUCAGCCGCCGAGUCAAUGUAUAACUAAUCUAGAUGUUACAGUUUUAUUUUGAGCAUGAUAUUAUUUAGUAGAGUUUUAAUGAAUCAAUUUUAAAACAUUUAAAA